Molecule: messenger RNA, 3133 nt
Organism: Lycium ferocissimum
Lineage: Eukaryota; Viridiplantae; Streptophyta; Magnoliopsida; Solanales; Solanaceae
Product: autophagy-related protein 13a-like
Exons: 4
Coding region: 308-1807 (499 amino acids)
Biological process (GO): autophagosome assembly; piecemeal microautophagy of the nucleus; mitophagy
Cellular component (GO): extrinsic component of membrane; Atg1/ULK1 kinase complex; phagophore assembly site
Source: RefSeq, a predicted model, not a curated record
GUCUAUAUAUAUGUGGUCUCUUUAUACUCUCCGUAGCACUAGCAUUAGCAGGUCCAGUCUUCUCAGCGCUAUACGGAAUCUUUCUUCUCUCUCUCUCUUAAUAUCUCCGAUUAUCUUCGUUAUUGCUGCUCUCCAAACUUUGUUCUAUCAAGUGUAUAUGCACUUAUAUAGUGCCCCACAUGAAGGAUCAAAUGUUUAGUCGGUUAUCUGUUUUGUCUAUGCAUUAUUUGGAAGUUAUAAUGUACUGGACCAAGUUGUACAUGGCUGAGGACCAAAAAUAGUGGUGGUAUCUGUUUGAAAAACAGAAAUGGAUUUUCAGAAUAACCCACAGGGGGAACAUGGAAGAUUUGAGCAAAUACUUGCUCAAUUUCUUUUGAAAAGCUUGCAUAUUAUUUUGGACUCGAGGGUUCCUUCGAUACGACCUUAUGGUGGGAUUGGAGAGGUGAAGAAGAGUGACAGGUGGUUCAAUUUGGUGUUGGGAGAUCGUCCUGCUGUUCUUGAUAAGCUGAAUUUGUUGCACAGAAAUUUGGUGGAACCGAUGAUACUAGAUAUAAUACUUGUUCAAGAUAAACCUAGUACUACUUCAUCGGAGCACAAUUCAGGUACAACAUUUGCAGGGCCAUAUAUAGAUACCGUUAUAGAGAGAUGGGUCGUGCAAUGUGAGAAUCGGAGGUUAAUGGUUCCUCAAAUGGGUGAUUCCUCUUUCAAGAAAAUAUACAAGAAAUCUAUUAUACUCCUCCGUUCCCUUUACUCAAUGAUGAGGCUUCUGCCUGCGUUCAAGGCCUUCAGGAAACUAUCUUCGUCAAGUCAGAGUUGUUAUUUUGAUAUUGAUUUUAAGGUAUCUUCAUUUAGUGAGCCAUUCUCAAGGGCAGAGGAGGAGAUGAUGAAGCAAUAUACUUUUACUCCAGUUGAUGCCCAGCAAGGCCGUCUUUCUUUAUCCGUAACAUAUCGUGAAACUCUGGUGGACUUCAACCUGGAGACUUCUGCAUCCUUUCCACCUGAGAUCAUUACGGAUUAUGUUGGUAGUCCACUCACUGAUCCUAUGAGGUCAUUCCCUUUGACCUCAACGGAUAAGGGUGUUCAUCAUACUUCAUUUCCAUUGAGAAGGACACAGUCAUCUAAUUCAGCACCUGGUCAGCGCCCACAGAGUUGGACAAGUGGUCUCUUCAGGGCACCUUCUUUACCUCAGCCAUAUGUAGGAUCUCCACCUUUAUACCAUGCACCAUAUGAGCUUUCAUCUUCGGUCAGUGGUGUAUAUGGACAGAGGGUUCCACCUAACUACAAAUUUCUCACUCACCAGAAAGCAACUUUUGAUGAUGAUCAGCUUUCCCCUCCAUUUUCUCCAUAUGAGUCUCCUUCUCCACCCACAUAUCUCUCAGGUGUAAAUAUCCCUCAUCCAUUGAUAGGCAGAACUUCCAGACACCUAUCUCCUAAUUUGUCUGAUCCAAACAGGCAUUCUCUCCCACCUAUGUCACCUAGAAGCACAAAGCAUGAUUCUUCAAGGAAAAUGGAUUUGCUAAGGGCUCUAGAGUCAGAUACUGGGACUACUAAUCCUGGACAAAAGGUGUCUGCAGAUGCUAGAGACGAUUCAGGGCGGUUCUCAGCUGUGCUAUCUUCAAGUGGUUCGCCACGUGUUGGAUUUUCUAGAAGUUCUAGCAGCAGAUUAUCUUUUCAGGAUGACUUGGAUGACUGCCCUUUUAUAGUUGAUGAUGUUGAUACUUCUGAUUACCGAGCCAGGAGGAAAGGUUCAAUUUGUCAUGAUACUUUGUGCCCACAUAGCAACAGUGGUAGAGACGUGGGAAUAUGAUAUGAAGAUGAAACUGGUGGGAUUUUUAAGCUAAGAAGAAGAGGAGGAGGUCAUAAAUUUGGUGGAAAAAGAAAUAUUAAAUUUAAUGUAUGCAAAGAGAAAAGCACAAUAUAUUGUUCCAACCAAGUUUGCUGUUUGCCCAAUUUUUCAUUUUUAGUUCUAUGAAAAAGGGGAGAUUUUUGGUUACUAUGACUCCUUGUUUAGCCCUCUCAAGUGUUAGAAAGCUUGUUAGUUGACUGGUGUGCUAUAUACGAGCUGGUGUUGUCAAUAACUCAAUAUGCAUAUAGUACUUUCUUAUACAUUAUAGAACUGUAUUGGUGAUAUCAUUUGCACCUCAGGGCACAUCUGAUAUGUAGAAGCCUAAGAUUUGCUUGGGAAAACACUUUAUUUAGCUAACUUUAUCGGGGGAUCAUACUGUGUUUUAUAAACAAAAAAACAAUAUUGGGGAACCUAUUUGCCCUCUUGGACAGCCUUUUUUUUCUUCCUUUUCUUAGUAAGUGUCCUCAAGGGCAAAUUUGAUUUCUAGGAAAGCUAAUAUUGCAUCAGUUUUUAUUUAUCAUCUGAUAUAAUCCACUUUGUUUCUCUCCUUGGAGAAAACAGGAAAGAAAAAUAACCCACUUUGUUUCUCAAGGCCUUUAUUUUUCUUUUGACUAAUUAUUUGGAUAUUUCUCGUCCCAAGUAUUCUCUGUUUUUCAUUGGUUUGUUUAGCUGGUGCUGGGUUGCAUUUGGACAAAGACGGUUGGACUUAGAGAUUGGUUCUCAACUAGGGUCUAGAAAAGAGCUGUAGACGGUAAAACUCUAAUAAUUAUGGAGGUAGAUUUGUGAGCAGACCACUUCUGUUGGUAUUUGAUGUGUCCCAUAGGUUGGAAUUGCCAAUACAUAUUUAAAGUAGAUUUUUGUCGUUGGUGCUGUUUGGACAAAUUUGUUCAGAUAAUCGAUAACCAAGGGUGUCCUCAAACUAAUUAGUAACAUGCUGAUUUCACCCUUCACCCAAAGGUGUGGCCUAGUGGUUAAUGAUAUUCGUGAAAACCUUGGAGAUCAUGGUUCAAUCCUAGGAGGCAAAAAUGCCUGGUGACUUCUUUCCAUCUGCUUCAUUGGUGCGGAGAGUUACCCGGUACUUAUGCUGGUGGGAAGUAGCAGGUACCCGCGGAACAGUCAAGGUGUGAGUUAAGCUGGUUCGUAUACGAACGUUAUCAAAAAUGCUCCUUUCACCCUAGUGUAAGUCAGGGUGUUGACAGUUUGUGUAGUAUUUAUUCACCAUAAUAUUGGCCUAUUAAAUCACUGAGCCAGAAUAUAAGUUUCUUUUAUUGAAACUAAGGCCAGAAU